UAUACAAGAGGUUUUCAGACUGAGAGACUGCAAGCGACACGAUCACAGACCCGCCAAUCGCAAUCCUUUGCUUUGCCAUGGCGAUAAAAGAAAAUAGUAUUUCUGGCUGAUUAGCACUGGGGUUUAACAAUAGCAAAGUGUUUCUGAAUGACUAGCACUGGGGUUUAACAAUAGCAAAGUGUUUCUGAAUGACUAGCACUGGGGUUUAACAAUAGCAAAGUGUUUCUGAAUGACUAGCACUGGGGUUUAACAAUAGCAAAGUGUUUCUGAAUGACUAGCACUGGGGUUUAACAAUAGCAAAGUGUUUCUGAAUGACUAUUGACUGGCUGGAUAUCUUCUCAUUCCGUUUGCUCAGUUGUUCAUGCACCUUGGUUUGAAAGAGAAGUAGCGACUGCAGUUUCUUUUCUUUCCUUGAUUUCAUUUGUGCGACUGUGAAGCUCACUCCUCUCUGCCACACAGCAGCAACACCAUAGGCUUUCUGGGACAUGGAUUGGGAGGAAGGCAGAACCAUGGAGGGACUGUGUAUAACCCACUGGGUGAACAGCCCAGUCCGCCACCAGGCCCUGUUCCAAGGAAGGGACUUGGACGACUGUGUGGAGGACCAUGACCUGUUCGCCCUGCCCGGGCCUGCCUUCCCCGACCCUGGGGUAGUGAGGCCCGACCCUGAGGUAGUGAGGCCCGACCCAGGGGUAGUGAAGCUAGAAGGGGUCUGCGACGGUACUACCACAACCCAACCCCAGCGGACUGAGCCUGUUUUCCAGGUGCUUCUGGACGUGUCCCAGUUCAGACCUGAGGAUAUCAUGAUUCAGGUGUUUGAAGGAUGGCUCUUGAUCAAGGCUCAGCAUGGAGCCAGAAUGGAUGAACAUGGGUUUGUUACCCGAAGCUUCACCCGCCAGGACCCACUGCCUGAGAAACUACAGCAGGCGGGGGGUCUGAGGGCUCUGCUAUGUCAUGAUGGGAUACUGGUGGUGGAAUCCAAACAGAGAACACCUGUUAGGAUACAACACAGUGAGGAGGACCCCUAUUGAUUAUUGACUGUUGAUUAUUGACUAUCGAUUAUUUGCUGUUGAUUAUUGAUUAUUGACUGUUGAUUAUUGACUGUUGAUUAUUGACUGUUGAUGAUUGACUGUUGAUUAUUGACUGUUGAUUGAUUAUUGAUUAUUACUGUAUUGAUCAGGUAAAGAUGAGGUCAGAUCAGCUGUUACAGUACCACUAACAUGAGUGAUUGAUUAAUUCAUUGUGUCUGUUAUUUUCGUGUGAAGUUAAAUUGUCAAAUAUUUCUCUAAACAUUGUUACUUGUUACAUUUCUAUCUGACGCUACUUUGCUAUAAAAAGAUGUUGGUGCUAACGUUAUUGAAUUAUAUAACAGCAGUAAUGAUAUAUUUAAAAUCUAUUUUCUUAAAAUCUAUUUUUUUCCUCCUCGCUUUGAAAUGUUACUCCAGCUCCUCUCACCUCAAUUAAAACAAUAUGCGUUUAAUUUGAACAAAUAUGAAUAUUUAUAUUUAAUUUGGUAAAUGGACAGAGGGAAGUUCCUCUCCAGCCAUUGAAAACGUAUGAUAUCUUUGACAUAAAUGGGAAUGCUAAGCAUGAGGCUUUCAGCAUCAGUGACGAUGUUGUUUUUACAGUACAAAUUUUAUGAGAUUGUUUAGAAAUUGUUCACUGUUGAAAGAAGAGACUUAAAAAAUGUGAUAGAACAAUAAAUAUUGUUAUCAGAUGUUAUCGGUCUAAGGCACUGCAUCGCAGUGCUAGAGGUGUCACUACAGACCCUGGUUCGAUCCCGGGCUGUAUCACAAC
Messenger RNA from Oncorhynchus tshawytscha (Chinook salmon), 1794 nucleotides. RefSeq names its product heat shock protein, alpha-crystallin-related, b3 (gene hspb3). Gene Ontology annotation, cellular component: nuclear speck; cytoplasm. The record is from RefSeq and is a predicted model, not a curated record. The transcript has a single exon. The coding region runs from base 486 to 1028 and encodes 180 amino acids. Lineage: Eukaryota; Metazoa; Chordata; Actinopteri; Salmoniformes; Salmonidae.